AUGACAAACUACUACUGGGUUGGGCGCUUAAAGCAUUGCUCAAAUACAAGAGAUUUAUCUGGUGCAAGGAAGCUUCACAAGGAAAUCCUAUCGACAAACAUUAUUCUAGGCACUUACAUCAGAAAUUUACUUGUACAGAUGUUUGGUAAGUGUGGCAGUGUUACUGAAGCGUACGAUUGUUUUAACAGCACUCCUCAGCGAAAUGUCUAUUCGUGGUGCCUCAUGCUUGGAGCAUAUACCCAGAACGGGCUUAUCAACCAAGCCCAACAAAUGUUUGAUAUAAUGCCAGCCAGGGAUGAGGUAGCACACACAAUAUUGCUUACAUGCUACGCUCAGAGAGGUUGUCUAAGAAAAUCGCAAGAGCUCUUUGAUGUCAUGGCGGAUCAAAGUGUUGUUGCUUGGAACGCUAUAACUUCAGCUUAUGCCCAAAACGGGCAUUUGGAAGCUGCCAAGGAAAUGUUUGACAGGAUGCCUGUUCGCAACGAGAGCUCGUGGAACGGGCUCAUGCAAGCUUAUGCCGAAAAUGGUGAUACGAAAAUAGUAAGGGAAUUGUUUGAGCAAAUGACCAAACGGAAUGAGCUCUCGUGGAACACAAUGCUUUCGGCAUAUGCCCAAACAGGUGACUUUGCUGAAUUUUUCGACCGGAUGCCGUCUUACACGGUCGUUUCUUUCAACACUGUGUUGCUGGCUUACACUGAGAAUGGAUCUCUAAGUCUUGCAAAGAGAGUUUUUGAGACAAUGUCGCAGAAGACAAUCGUGUCAUGGACAACGCUGCUCACGGCACUGGCCAAGAGCGGCGAGAUCGAGCAAGCAAAGAUGGUAUUUGAGAGAAUGUCGGGGCACGACGUUGUAAGUUGCAGCUCAGUGAUCCAGAUUUACGGCCAGCAUGGAUUUCUCAGAGCUGCUCAAGACGUGUUUGACCGGAUGCACGACCGCAAUGACCAGACAUGGACAGCGAUUCUCACAGCCUACGCAGCCAGCGGAGAUCUAAAAGCUUGUGAGGCAUUUUUCAAGGAGAUACCAAAUCCGGACGCGUUUUCUAGGACAGUGAUGAUGCAAGUAUAUGCUCAAUCCGGGGAUUUGGAGCGAGCAACAAGGCUGUUUCUAUCGCUGGAGAGGAAAGACUCCGUGGCUUGGAAUGUGAUCAUCCAGGCUUAUGCCCAGAACGGGCAUGUCGAGGAAGCUAGAACCAUGCUCGAGAAAAUGACCGCAGAAGUGGACGUGGUAUCUUGGACAGCGUUGGUGUCUGGGUAUGCCCAAAACGGGCAACUGAGCAAAGCAAAGGAUGUUUUUGACAAAAUGCCACAGUGGAGUGAAAUCUCCUUGACGGCCAUGGCUGUCGCAUAUGCCCAGAACGGGCAUAUCGCAGAAGCAAGAGAUAUGUUCGAGCGUGGACCUAUUGAAUCCACUGCCCCAUGGUCUGCGAUGAUCACAACAUACGCCCAAAACGGGCAUCAUACUCAAGCUCUCGAGCUUUCGUUGGCAAUGGAGCUUCAGGGUGUGAUGCCGGAUGCAAUCGCCUUUCUGGGAGUGCUCGUUGCUUGCAACCAUGCGGGUGAUCUACAAAGGGGAUUCCAGAGCUUUGUGGCUAUGGUGGAGCGGGGCAUCAGAGUGACUGCUCAACACUACUGCUGCGUGGCAGACAUGCUUGGGCGUUUGGGACGAGUGGGAGAUGCCCACGAACUUAUCCAGUGUAUGCCAUUUGUGCCCGACGAUGCGACAUGGACAAGCUUUGCUGGGUCAUGUAAACUGCAUCUACAUACAUUAGACUCUGGAUCACAGAGUGUUUUAGAACCAAUGUUGUGGAGAGAUUCUUCUCCCUAUGUGUUGAUCUCGCAUGCAUGUCUUGGAAGAUAAGUGUCGAGUUUGUCAGGGACACAGUUUUUAUAUUAUGCCUAUCAUCAAAGUAAAUACUGACAUAGUUCUAAUCUGAUGCUUGUUUGGACGUACUAACAAUUAGGCCAGUCUAUUUUGGGCGUGCCUCAAAGUCAGUCGGCAAUACAUGCUUGGGUAGAAUAUACCUGACCUUGUUGAGCGGCUCACACUUUGCUAACAGGGUGACUGUGUGAGCAGGGGAGGUAAUCUUGCCCGAGUUGAAGCCCGGCAAACGAGCCAGAGGCAUCCUCGUCAUCACACGCACAACACAAGCACGGUUUAGCCAAUGCCAGUUUGUGUGAUAUGUGUGACGCAUUGAUAGCCAAAGGAGUUUAGGGUUUAGGGUUUAAGGUCUACACAGAGUGGACUUUGAUUGUUCAUCACAAAGCUUGCAUCUGCGAUUGGACUGAGCGUGAGUACCUGGUGGAAGGGAAUGGAAGGAAUGAGUGACAUGUCAGAUGCGGGAAGUUGUAGUAGACUGGGAGCUUCGACUUCGCCAACCAUCCAAAAGCUGGUUCUUUUUGGCAGCCUUGAGGAGGAGUUCCACGGCUUGGCCGACUGGUAAGAAAACCAUAGCUGGACCAUUGGGAUACGGUAAUACAACAGUCCCUCCCACAUCCCUGCCCCAAAUGUACUCCCUUGACACAUUUUGAGUAUGGAGCCUGUAUGACGCGCUCCAAUUGUGGCCCAGUUCGGCUUGGUAAUGAGAGGCCACCUUGUCCCUCACUUUGCUUAACUGCUGCUUGCCGUGAGCACUUCUGCCAGCCUUGAUAUGCUUUCGAAGGUGCUGCAGCAACAAGCUGGUUGCAGGGACCUAUGGGUCAAAGGUGGCACAAUGACACAAUAAUAAAUGCAAGUGAGUUUACAAGCUUACCACAUGGCAAGGAGGCAUCAGGAAGACGAAAUCCGUGUGCAAGAUGCUGUCCAGAACAGAGCGCCAGUCACCUGCAAUGAGAAAGCAGAGAGGAAUCGGAUGACAAGAGAAGAAGUUGACUCACCCCAGAGUGUGUCCAGACAAUGAGUUAGGGUCGCACUCUGCCAAUUUCACCUCGAGGGAGGUGCCAAACUCAGAGAAAGCACGAAGCUUGGGGC
Molecule: messenger RNA, 2967 nt
Organism: Selaginella moellendorffii
Lineage: Eukaryota; Viridiplantae; Streptophyta; Lycopodiopsida; Selaginellales; Selaginellaceae
Product: pentatricopeptide repeat-containing protein At2g35030, mitochondrial-like
Exons: 2
Coding region: 1-1857 (618 amino acids)
Molecular function (GO): identical protein binding
Source: RefSeq, a predicted model, not a curated record